Molecule: messenger RNA, 711 nt
Organism: Penicillium macrosclerotiorum
Lineage: Eukaryota; Fungi; Ascomycota; Eurotiomycetes; Eurotiales; Aspergillaceae
Product: thioredoxin domain-containing protein
Exons: 1
Coding region: 1-711 (236 amino acids)
Cellular component (GO): cytoplasm
Source: RefSeq, a predicted model, not a curated record
AUGCCUCCGGCAGACGCCCACGACUCCGACGACGAAGCCCUCUUUGCUGCCCUUGAAAACGAAGACGAUGCCAGCUACAGAGACCAGCGCAUCCAGCAACUCAACGCCGAGUUCGCCUCGUCCAAGACCAACCGCACCGCCAACAACAGCAGCCACCCAGCCGGCGCAGGCGCCUCGCUGGUCCACAACAGCAGUUUCCCAACACUGGGCCAUGACCAGGCCGUGCUAGACUUCACGACAUCGACGACCCGGUGCGUUGUGCACUUUGCACACGCGGACUUUGCGCGGUGCGGGGUGAUGGAUGCCCGGCUGGAGGAGCUGGCGGGGCGGCAUCACGAGGUGCGCUUUGCGCGCGUGGAUGUGCGCAACACACCGUUUCUGGUUGAGAAACUGGGCAUUCGGGUGCUGCCGUGCGUGAUUGGGUUUAAGGAUGGAGUGGGCGUGGAGCGGGUGGUUGGAUUCGAAGGGCUCGGGGAGCGCGGCUUCGAUGGCACGGAGGGGUUCAGUGUUCAGACAUUGGAGAAGCGGUUGCUGUUCAAGGGCGUGCUGUUGCAGGCGAAGUUCUCCAGCGAGGACAAUGAAGAUGUGGAAGUUGAGGAGGGGAGUGAUAGCGACGAUGGAGCCAGUCGGAGGAGAGGAGGAUUACGGCAGGGGAAGACGAUUCGCAGUGGCACUUCGCGGAAUGAUGACGACGACGAUGAUUGGGAUUGA